This is a messenger RNA of Bathycoccus prasinos, 474 nucleotides long. RefSeq lists its product with no specific name. The record is from RefSeq and is a predicted model, not a curated record. NCBI's taxonomy places the organism in Eukaryota, Viridiplantae, Chlorophyta, Mamiellophyceae, Mamiellales, Bathycoccaceae. The coding region runs from base 1 to 474 and encodes 157 amino acids. The transcript has a single exon.
AUGCGCUUCAACGCCUCGUCCGGCGGCCCGUUUUCGUUGAGUGCUCUGCAACAACACAGACCAAACUGCUUGUGCUGCGUGGGCCAACCGGACCCGGCCUUCGAAAAGGCGAUUGAGAAUUUGAAACGAUUAGCAACACCAUCAACAACUACAAAACACCUAAACGCAGCAAUAAAAGCGGUCGAGGAAGAAGAAGGAAGAGACGAAGGGGCAGCAAAUGCGCCGUCGUUUGCGAAGUCUGAAAGUAUUUCAGGGAUAAAUCAAACCGUCGCGGAGAGUUUCGUUCGCAUGUGUCGCAGCAACGGAAGCGGCAAAAUGCGAUUGAGUAAAUCGAAGCAGAAGGUUGCGAUGAAGUUGAAGAUGAAAUUCGAGGCGCGGUUAUUUACGGCAGAGGAAAUCGAGAGGAUGCAAGAGGCGGUUUUGGAAGCGUACGAGGAAACUUUGGUUUUAGAAGAGAAGAAGAUGAAGACCUGA